GAUCUUGCGUGCAAUAUUUACAUCAUGACACCUGAAAGGUAUAGUGAUUAUGUCUGGCCAAGUCACUUAGUUCGCAAAAAUAUGUAAUCUCCUUCUACUGCCAGGUAUGAUCCGCCCUCUGCAAGAAGAGGUGCGAUCUCGUCUAAGAUCAGGGGUCGCCAUCACCAACUUCACGCAAUGCGUCGAAGAACUUGUUUUGAACAGCUUAGAUGCUGAAGCUACCUGCAUCACAGUUCGGAUAGACAUUCCGAAUUUUAAGAUCCAAGUGUGCGAUAAUGGUAUUGGUAUAACCCACGGAGAUCUGAGAUUUGUUGGAGAGCGAUACUCGAGUAGUAAAUGCCAUGUGCUUGAAGAUUUGGAACAGCUGAGUUUUCAUGGUUUCAGAGGAGAAGCUCUUGCAAGUAUACGAGAGAUUUGCGAUGUGCUAGAAAUAUCCACCCGUCAUCGGUCUUCUCAUCAAACUUACUGCAAAUUGUUUCGAACUUCUCAAGUCCUUGAGCUCAAAGAGUCCCGAUUUCCGAGAACUAUCCGUGGAACAAGUGUAACAGUUCAUGGGCUUUUCUCAAACCUUCCUGUGAGACGUAAAGCUAUCAUGGAAACACUUGACUUUGACCGUGUUCGGCAUAGAAUUGCAUCCAUAGCUCUUAUAAACCCAAAGACUGCAUUCACAUUGAUAAACGAUUCAUCGGGUGUGAAAUGCCUUCGAACGCAUGACUGCAAGUCUGUUGUCUCAGCAUUCUCUCAGCUGUUUGGCAACCAAAGAUCAAAACAUUUGCAACAAGUACAAUUUGAACAGGACAACUUCAAAGUUUCUGGUUUUAUUUCAACCGACACACACCAUUGUAAGAGUCUGCAAUUUUUGUAUAUAAAUAGGCGUUUAAUACUGAAGACAAGACUUCACAAGCUUGUUAAUAGCAUUCUUGCAAAAUCAGAGCAUUUAAAGAGAUUGUCUUUGCCUGAGGAGAAAGAUACUGUCAGAUCAGAGAACCACCAGAGUAAAACAACGAGUCCUCAGAAUACCAAGAUUUUUGAGAAACAUGGUAUAUUUGUUCUAAAUAUUGACUGUCUUGUCACUGAAUAUGAUGUUUGCCUUGAGCCAGCAAAGACAUUGAUUGAAUUUCAGAAUUGGGACAAAGUCCUCAGUUGUGUGGAAAAAUGUAUUGAAGAAUUUCUGGUUAAACAAAACUUGCUCUCCAACCUGGAAGAUUCAGCAACCUCAGAUGUAUCAGAGUCAAAUGAGGAUGGACCUGUUAUGAAAACUUCAUGUUAUGCUAAUCUUGAGGCUUUUGAGUACAAAAGGGAGAUUGAAACCAGCAAUGUUAACAAGAGCUUGCACUCUUCAACUGUUUUGAGGCCAAGGGAAGUUAAAAAAGUUGAAUCACUUCUUGACACUUCUUGUUCAGAGAAUGAAUUUCCUGUCUUUUCUAGCUCUGGUCCUAUUUUUCUGAAUAGGCAGUGUACCAGGAAGAGAUUGCAAGAAACCAAAGAAGCAUCAGUGGAUGAGUUAGCAUCGCCAUCAAAGAAUAGGAAGGUAAUCACCCUGAUAGGAAACUGUAACAGCAGAUUUGUUCUAGACAGGAGAAAAUCAAUGAAUGUCAAGAGAAGUGUCUGUGAUGCAGGUGGUGCUCCUGUUAAUGACAAUUGCAAUACCAAGUCAUCAGCAUAUUCUAGCAAUUAUUUUGUCAAAGAAACAAUUGCAAAUGACAGUUUGGAUCAUAAUGCUAUGUGCGACAUUGAAGUACACAGUGCAGGAAACAAGGCUGGUGUGGCUGUGGUUGCUGAAGAGACCUAUGGCUCAGGUGAUUCUUCAUAUCUCAGAAAACAUUAUUCAGAUAAAACCACAGAUCAGAUUUGUGUAUCAAAAUUUCCUACUAGGAAAGAUACCUCUGCAGUACCUGGUUGUUUUGAAAAUGAAUUGUAUUCUGAGCAAGUUGAUAAAGGCAGAUACAUAGAAAAAUCUCCAAAAGACACCAACAGCCAUCAAAGAGGGAAUCCUGGAAAGACUGAAUUGCUUCCAAUGAAAGGCAAAUCUAGUCACCAGUCAUUGACAUCAGAAUCUAACAUGAAUCCUGAUACAAUUGAAAUCCACACAGGAAUGUUAGGUUCUUCAAACAAGGAUUGGUUUUGUACAUUUGAUGCAUCUUUGGGAAGAAAAUUGUUCAUCAACAGUCGAACUGGACACUCUUCCUUUGAAGCACCAAAUGAAUUCAGUAUUAAAGAUGAUGACUGUUCAGUGUUAAGUGAAACUGAACUUUGUGGGAAAGAAGAGGACCGUAGACAGCGUGUGCCACACCCUUGUGCCUCUCACUUGUCCUCUUUGUGUACCCCUUGGCUUCCACGGGAGGAUAGGAAACAGGAACCUGCCACAGGUACUGAGGGAAUGGGUGAUUCUCACUUGGCCUUUUUAUACAAGAAACACUUGGAAGAACAAGAAGCAGAAGAGAAGCUUUGUAAGUGGACUGAUGCAGGUGCCCUGCAAGCUUAUGAACAAGACCUACUUAACAAUGGAGGAAAAACUGUGACACAGCUGCUUGACAAUUGGAAAAAUCCUGUAUUUGCUGCUCCAGAAAAGGAUAUACUUACGGUCAACAAACCAGGCUUGGAUAAAUCGCAGAUCUCAGUGCAUAAUGUGGCUCAUCCGUACCGUUUCACAAAAGAGAUGUUGACCAGCAUGAGGGUGUUGCGACAACUGGAUGAGAAAUUUAUCGUGGGAGUUGUAUCACAUGAAGAGGGAGCUGAUGGCUUACUCGUCCUGGUAGAUCAACAUGCUGCGCAUGAGCGAGUUCGAUUAGAACGUCUUCAAUCAGAACUCUUUGGAGAUGGCAGUGACACAAAAACUGGAGGAAAACCCAGGAUCAAGUCCUCAACAGUCUCACCUCCUCUGAAACUAUGUUUUUCUCAAGAGGAAAUUUGGCUCUUGAAAGCUUCUCAAGCUGAAAUAGAACGUAUUGGGAUACGUUUUCUGAUAAGCCAAUCAUCAGAAUCCUCUGAGGACGUAUCAGUCCUUGUGGAUAGCGUACCGUCUGUUUUUGUCGAACGAGAGUUUUCUGAAGUCAAGCGUGGAAGACCUUCAGUUGCUGUCGAUAACGUGAAGGGGCUGAUCAGAGAACAUCUUGAACAAUUUUCAAGGACACGCGGAGUACCUCCUGUCAUUCCCAAGGCUAUUUCUGAUGUGAUCAGCUCCCAGGCUUGCCAUGGUGCUGUUAAGUUUGGGGAGCCUCUUGGCACAGCUGAGUGUCAGGAACUAAUCCAUAGUCUGUCUAAGUGUCAGUUACCUUUUCAAUGUGCACACGGCAGGCCAUCUGUUAUACCACUGGUUGACUUCAAGUUUGUAGGAAAGAAAAUGAACCCCAAGGAAACUGUACACAGACCAACAUUAGCAAACCUGCAGCCUGUUCUUAAGAAAUAUUAGAACCUUCAGAUAUAAAAAGAGUGGUCGCAAUUGGUUAAUGUAACAUCUUAUAUCUGUUAUGUAGAUACGAGGUCGGUAAGCGGGUUGGUGUAUGCGAUUUUCCAAUUCUAUCGUGAUUCAUUAACCAGUUUUAUCAGAGGGAUUAUUUUGGUCAAAUUCGUUUACUUCUAAGUUUUCAUCGUUGUUAUUUUAUUGUGAGAAAGUUGUUAUUGCUAUUAUUGUUUUAAUGAUACUAUAAUUUUAUUAUCUACUCUUAAGUACUUACUUACUGAAAACAUGAAGGACAUGAAUAUGACUCGAGAAAUUUUUGAGGAAGCAAAAAGUGAAAAACCUUACAGCAUUUUACAUUGGGACUUGGGAAAAGGCUAUCUUACAAGGAUGUGUGAAUGGGCGAAGAGGGAGAGGAAGGAGAAAGCCUCUUCUGGCAACUUAAACAAGUUUCUAAACCUUACAAAUAUUAUGAAGUGAAAAUUACAGAAGGAUUACGUUUGCAUUUUCCUUGAA
Molecule: messenger RNA, 3916 nt
Organism: Pocillopora damicornis (cauliflower coral)
Lineage: Eukaryota; Metazoa; Cnidaria; Anthozoa; Scleractinia; Pocilloporidae
Product: DNA mismatch repair protein Mlh3
Biological process (GO): mismatch repair
Cellular component (GO): mismatch repair complex
Molecular function (GO): ATP hydrolysis activity; ATP binding; ATP-dependent DNA damage sensor activity
Source: RefSeq, a predicted model, not a curated record